AUGGAACACACUCCCACACCAAAUCCCACCAUUCACAGACAAGAUAAGUCUGGUCAGGGUUUUUACAAUGACAUGACAGGUGGACUCCUGUGCCCAGUUGAUUACAACUGGAGCAAUACCAUUGUUCAAGCCUCCAUUCGAGACUACCAUCCCGAUUUUUGUAUCACUGCUUGCUCCUGGCCAUCAUUCCUGUACAAGGAUGGAUGCUGUGACCCCCAGAAUCCUACCAAUGGUUUGUUUAAAGGCAAACUACUUAUAAAGGCAUUUAAAUGUGUGUUCACCUCUCCAACUUCCACAUAUGAGAAACAACCUGCUGACUCAGUGGCUCAUUCUGUAUGGAACAAGAACAGUGGCAAGUGUCACACUUGGCACGAUGUUUCAACACUCCUCAAUAUGCGAUCUAUUCAACCUCAAGCCAUAGCCUAUGUGUCUGUUCAACUAAGAUUUGCAUUGUCAAGCAUGGGAUCUUGGCACAUCAUUGAUGAUGAAUUCAACCAUCAAGAGUUCUACAACAAUAUAGUGGACUAUCUCAAGCUUCCUCCAUCACCAGAAGCCACAAAAGAUGUUGACAACCUUUUACUGUGGUGGAAUCAGUGA
Messenger RNA from Suillus subaureus, 597 nucleotides. RefSeq lists its product as uncharacterized. The transcript has 4 exons. Lineage: Eukaryota; Fungi; Basidiomycota; Agaricomycetes; Boletales; Suillaceae. The record is from RefSeq and is a predicted model, not a curated record. Bases 1 to 597 code for a protein of 198 amino acids.